Messenger RNA from Sphaeramia orbicularis (orbiculate cardinalfish), 7677 nucleotides. RefSeq names its product XK, Kell blood group complex subunit-related family, member 6b (gene xkr6b). Gene Ontology annotation, cellular component: plasma membrane. The transcript is spliced from 3 exons. Gene Ontology annotation, biological process: apoptotic process involved in development; engulfment of apoptotic cell; phosphatidylserine exposure on apoptotic cell surface. Lineage: Eukaryota; Metazoa; Chordata; Actinopteri; Kurtiformes; Apogonidae. The record is from RefSeq and is a predicted model, not a curated record. Bases 377 to 2095 code for a protein of 572 amino acids.
UCAUGGCACUUAGCUUGCAGCUGGAGGAGAGCUGCAGAGAGGGGAAACAACAGCACGGUGGGGAGUGAGGAUAAUGCACAGGUAAAAAAAAAAAAAAAAAGGGGGGGGGAUGCAUGAGUGACUAAUUAAUUAGACUGAACCAGCAGAAGUGAUUAUUGUUGCAAGGUGAAAAUAGCUCUGCAGUGGAGGGAAACCAAGGGAAGAUGUGCUGCGUCCGUGGCGCCGGUGGUGCGCUAUCUGGGGACAGAGUGAGUAACGGCGACGCGCUGACACCCCGCUUUUAGAUGGCUCCAACAUUUGGGGUGCAAAACAGGUGUCAGGGAAGUGUCGUCACGAACCCCGGAAGCCGGAGGAGGUGGGAACAUCAGAGGGAAAGAUGGCAGCGAAAUCCGAUGGUCGCGGGGUCGUCACCGGUUUCGCCCAGCUGCACAACCUGGACGAAGUGGUGGGGACAGGAGAGGACGACACUCGGAACGGCAGCUCAUUCCACAUCUGCCACUGCUGCAACACUUCGUCGUGCUACUGGGGUUGCCGGAGCGCCUGUCUGCAUUACCUCCGGCGGAAGGGGAAAGGAAAGGGGAGAGAAGCGGUGCGCCUCUGGCUGGACUGCCUGUGGAUCAUCCUGGCACUGCUGGUCUUCUUCUGGGACGUGGGGUCCGAUUUGUGGCUGGCCAUCGACUAUUACCACAAGCAGGACUUCCUGUGGUCAGGCCUGACCCUGUUCUUCGUGCUGGUGCCCUCGGUUCUGGUCCAGAUCCUGAGCUUCAGGUGGUUUGUGCAGGAUUACACUGGAGGGGGACUGGGCUCCGUGGAGGGGCUGAGUAGUCGUAGAGCUACAGCCAGUCUGCAAAGAGACAGGUGCUGCCGCCUCUCUGUCUGGGUCUGGCAGACCUUCAUACACAUCUUUCAGAUGGGACAAGUGUGGAGGUACAUCCGCACCAUGUACCUUGGCAUACAAAGUCACCGGCAGAAAGAAAAUCAGCGGCGCUUUUACUGGGCUAUGAUGUACGAGUAUGCCGAUGUCAACAUGCUGCGGCUGCUAGAGACCUUCUUAGAAAGCGCCCCUCAGCUGGUGCUGCAGCUCUGCAUCAUGAUCCAGAGCAAUGAGGCUGAGUGGCUGCAGUGUGUUUCUGCCAUGUCCUCCCUCUUGUCCCUGGCCUGGGUGCUAGCUUCUUACCACAAACUUCUGCGUGAUUCACGUGAUGACAAGAAGAGUAUGAGUUACCGAGGUGCCCUGGUGCAUCUGUUCUGGCGCCUUUUUACCAUCUCCUCACGGGUGCUUUCCUUUGCCCUGUUUGCCUCUGUUUUCCACAUCUACUUUGGCAUUUUUGUGGUGCUCCAUUGGUGUGCCAUGGCUUUCUGGGUCAUCCAUGGCGGCACCGACUUCUGCAUGUCCAAGUGGGAGGAGGUACUGUUCAACAUGGUGGUGGGCGUUGUCUAUGUCUUCUGUUGGUUUAAUGUACGUGAGGGCCGGACGCGGUACAGAAUGGUGGCCUAUUACACAGUAGUACUGUUAGAGAACGCCAUCCUCAGCUCCCUCUGGUAUGCGUACCGUGACCCAGCCACCACAGACGCCUAUGCCUCUUUUGCCCUCUGUGGUGUCUUCCUGUGCUUUGCCUCAGGGGUGGCCUGUAUGGUUCUCUAUUACAGUGUUCUACACCCAAUGGGCCCCCGGCUGAGGGUGCUAGCCAGCUCCUGCUGUGCUGAGCUGCUGUGGGGCCUUCCAUUACCCCCAGAGGCUGAGCCUAUGGCUCCAACACCAGGCCCCCGUGGUUCCCAGGCCACCCCAACACGGGCUGUGGCAGGGGAGCAUGAGGAGCUAGAUAUAACCGCCACGGACACCUGCCUUCCAGUUUUCCAGGUGAGAUCCACAGAGCCUGUGGAUACAGCUGGCAGGCCCAUCAGGCCUGAGGGCCCUCUUAUCAAAAUUGACAUGCCCAGAAAACGCUAUCCAGCCUGGGAUGCACACUUUGUGGAUCGGCGCUUGCGCAGGACCAUAAAUGUGCUGCAGUACAUUAGCCCUAAUGCGGUGGGCAUCAGGUAUAGAGACGGUCCGCUUCUUUAUGAACUCCUGCAGUACGAGUCCUCCCUCUGAAGGCGUCCUCUACCACAGCUUUGUCAUCCUCUCUUACACACAACAACAGAACAUUACUUUUCUUUUUUUCAGUGUGCUCUUCUCUGUUAUCUCUGGGUUCUCUCCUUUCCCUCUCUAACUAUUCUGUUUAAUGCAGGAGAUGUGUGUUUUGUCAACUAGAAAAUCUAUCAAGACAGCCUAAACACACAUUCACAAUUUAUUUUUGGAAAAAAACAAACAGUAUAGAGAGAAAAUUAAGAACCUACAGUAUUAUAUGUGAUAUAUACUGAAAUCUCAUAUAAAUCCCUCUACCUUUAUAGAGGAGGGUUCUGUAUGAGUGUGUAGAUAAUAUAUGAAUGUUUCAUUAUGAAAUGUGUUUAAUGCAUUAUACUGUAUUGGUGAUUCAACCUGUGAAUACUUGUGAAGGGCAUAAUGUAUGUCCCUUUGACAUGGGACUGGCACAAAGCCUGAUGGGAAUGAUGGAGGAAAGUCUCAGAGGGGACAGGUCUUUGCACAUCCCAACAUUUACUGCCAUUCUUUAUGUAAAUCAUGGAAAUGUACAAUAAUGUUUACCAAGUCCUUGCCCAUGUAUUAAAAAGCACUAACAUUUUUAUAUACCAGGAUACUGUAAAGUAUAAAGCAGACACAUUCAAUGAUGUGUCGAGAAAAAAAAAGCAAUUCAACAUGGAUGGGAGCUUAGGUGGAUCAGUUCUAUUUUUGCUUGAAAUCCGAAAUCCUAAUCACAUCAUGUAUGGAAGAAAAAAGCACACUGACCUUCAAUCAGUUCCACCCAUGCGUUCAGUUAGUACAGGGCACACUGCCCUCCAGUGAACGCAAGCUGUAAUAGCACGCCUUAUUUAGUGUAUAUUUUUCCUUUGCCUGUAGUUGUUAUAGCACAAAAUAUUAAUGUACCUGCUUUUGGUGAGAAACUAUGAUGAAAGGAAUGUAAAAUGCAAUUAAAAUGAGCACAAAGUAUUUUUUUUAAUUGGUCAGUGAAAGUAACAUUAAAACAUUCCAAAGACUUUUUAAAGAUUGUAGGUAGGUUUAGUAAAGGGUAGAAAGGUUACAAAAAAUGUGUUAAUGUGCACAUUUUUGUAGUGCAAAGACAGCCUUCAAAGGAAUCCUCCACCAUUCCCUUCUGAAUCCUAGAAGGUACUCCCUUCUCCCCCCUCCCUUUUUUUUUCUUAUAAAAUGUUUAGGUUGAUAAAUAUAUGCUUAUUGGGUACAAAGACCUGUAAUAAGUUCUUGAAAAAAAUAAGACAAAUCUGAAAGGAUAUUUCUAUGCUAUUAUACUUCAGUGCGUAUUUGUGUCCACAUUUAUAGUCGAUGACAUAACUAUAUUUUGCCACAACGCAAACUUUUUUUACAUAAACUCUAAACAUGUUACAGUGAAAGGUAUACUCUGCAGCAUUAGCGUGCCCUCAGAGGUUAUGCCAUUAUAGGGGUGUAUGGGGAAACUGUCCUGGCACCUGCUAGCGCAGUUGAAACAAAGCCAAAUCACAUCUCACUGUACUGUUUUUUCCAAUUUUUCUGCCCCUUUGAAGUAGUAGACUGAGUGAGUGCAAAAUGUGUGCCAUCUACUGUAGGCCUGCUGUGCCGCAAUUACACACUGAUCUAAAUCUCCCAGCUGAACAUGCAGGAGCUCUCCACUACAGAAACCAUAGGAUGACCACUGUAUUCAGUUAUGACACACAAAAAAAGAAAAAAAAAUAUGCCUUCUGUGUCAAAGGAGCUUGACAAAAAAUUUUAGAGGGCUACUGUACAACUCAUCAGAAUAUGAAUGCAUUUCAUACUCCAAUUUUAUCUAUAUACGCAAUGAUUCAUCUGAAUAUAUAAUGUGGGUUUUUUACAUUGUAGUGUUUGGCAUGACUUAGUCUGAGGCAGUAGUAGAAAUGCACCCAACAUGGGAUGCCCAAGAGCCUUAUACAAAACAGAGAUACCUUUUUCCUGGCUUACUGGCUCUCUGCUGAGCUCUGGCCACGAGUGCCUGUUAACAUCGUACUGUAAAAGGCAGAUGUCAUGUAAGUCCAGGCUAAAGGCAAGAGGGGGUUUUGCCAGGGUUGGAAAAGAACAGGAGGACAGAUCGUGCUAAAGGGCCUGACUUGAUUUAUGUUUGAUCCUUGUGUGCUUGUGUAGGGGAGAUGUACAUACACAAAUGUACUGUACAGCCAACAGUAUAUAGUGUAUUGUUAGCGGUCUGAGUAUGCUUGCAUGUUGGUGGAUGUGUUUGUCAGUUUUGGUUCAAAUCUAUGUUUGCCCAUGCAUUUCCUCAGCCCUUUUCCACAGUUCUGUUCUCUCGCUGAUUGUUCAACUCCAUCCUUGGUUGCUGCUCCGCCCUCUUACCCAUCUCUGUGGUGUUGGGCCUUGGUAUUUCCCCAUGAUACACUUCCACAUUCUGUGGUAACUGAACAAAUGACGUUGAGGCUGAACAACUGGAGAUCCUGACAUGAGAACAUGCAAUGAGGUACACUGCCAUAAUCAAGAGCUUCAACAUCCAGGGUCUGCCACCCUUCAGCUUAAAAAUGAUGUUCAGCCCUGAGUAAUUGAGAACUGUUGGGUCAGCUAGGGUGGAACAAACAUCCAACAUACCAUAGAUAUACAUAUGUAUGCAAAUGAUCUACUUAUAUAUUGUUUACCAUAGUAGCCAGAGUUAUCCCUCCCUGCUGUAGUGAAUGAACAGCCAUGCUAAUAGUUAGUCACUUAAUGAAACAAUAAAUAGAAGUAUUGUUGAACUUGAAAAUAAGAAAAAAGCAAAACAGCCAAUACAGGGGUUCCUCAGGACCAACAAAUAAGACCACUGAACCAGCUGACUCAGGGGUGUCUCAAUGCAGUUCUCAUUCCCAGGCAUGUCCUCAAGGGUCUCCAUUUUUUCCUUAACAUGAAUCCCAGACCACUCCUUGGCUGGGAUUGUACCACUAAAUUAUACUUUGCACAUUUAGUUUUCUUAGGGAUAAUUAUUCAUUCUUUCAUAUAUAAAUUAUUGGUCGUAGGGGGCAGUUUUUUGUGGUAGUUGGCUGCCUGGCAUACGGUGCAUUCUUUCUAAACACUGCUGACCUUUUCCAGACACGGACGCAUGUCUAAAUCAGGUGCAAAUACACUGUGAUUCACUCAUUUUUUUGUAUAUGUGUGUGAAACAGGAUUAUAUAGCAUCAAAAACAAUAUUAUGUACAACUGGGCUGCACAUCAAGUGGUGCUUAACGUUGUAAAAUGCAUAUUAUUUAUGCUUGUGUAACAAUGUCAUUAGAAUAAUAGUAAUGACAGUUAAUUCAAUUGAUUGUUUUUAAUUAAGUCUACAGAGAGUCUAUGUACAAGUUUGGAUUUUUACGAGACAUGCAGUAUAUUUUUAGUUUUAAUUUUCUAUAUGUUUGUUAGUUUCUUUUAAUUAUACACGGGUUUCAAGAGCUAAGCUACAAGAGUGCUACUGGAAGCUGUUUCUAUACUUACAGUGUAGUAUUCAGGUUGUCACAUGAUAUACCAUACACAAGUCACAAAAAAUCCCCUACAGAGAAUUGUUUCUGUCAGGCUACCUGCCCACUUCUGCAUCCCUUGACAGCCACAACACACAGCAAGAGCGUUUGAACAGCAAGCUUGUUCCUCUCAGUCCUUGUUGUGCCUUGUUACUUUGGGUGCUUCAAUCCAGCCAUGGCAGCCAGGUCCGCAAACAACAAUGCCAAUGUCUUUAUUUACUUGUUUCAUGUGCCAGCACACUCACCAAAAUGACAGCACCAAACAGUAUUUCCCCGGUCUAUCUCCCCAAAACCAGGUCAAGCCAAGUUCUCAGUUUUAUCAUCCAACACCUCAGCUGACAAUGUUAUUUAAUCUUACAGUUGAAUCAAAAUUGUCAUCUACAGGACUGCACUGUUUCCUACUUACAGUGUUACAACUUACCAUCACAGUAUGAACCAAGGUGUGGGUACUGUGUUAAAUCCACUUACUGGCUCUUUCAAAGACAUAUGAGAAAUAGUAAGGCAAUACUGAACAUCAUCUGUACUUGAACGUAGGGUUCCUCAAAUUAUUACGUUUGUGCAUGCUGAAUCAGCCCCAAACAAUUCAGCAGUAACAAUUAGGAAUUUAGCUUAAAACAGUUACUUUUAGAUUGUCUGAUGGAUAGUAUUAACAGAUGCCAGCCACGAUAACGAGUGAUUUGGUCAAUGAUUGUUUUGUACUUUUGUCUAUGCCUUUACAUCUUCUUCUGUCUUGCAAUGAUGAAUGAUUUGUAGUGCCAAGAUGUAAACUUUCUGUGUCGUUUGUCUUGUGUGAACAAUACAUUCUCUAGCCAAAACAAUAAUGCCUGCAGCUGGAAUAAACAUGGAAGAGGAGGUUAAUGAUGACAAAAUGCGCAAAAAUCACUUACAUUGCAUUUUCUGACAAUGGAAUGAUGUAUGCGAAACAGGCCCGAUCACAUAUUUAUGUUUAAAUAAUCUCAUUUUAUAGUUCUCCAACCAUCUCCCAGCAUGCCUUUAGAACUCAGUGUGAGGUGACCCUUAACAUUUAGCAUGUAAGUGCUCUCGACUGCACAAUGACCCCUCUGAUUUCUACAUUAAUGUGUAGCAGCAGGCCACUGUAGUGUCUGACUUGGUUUAAGUCUGUACCUUUGUGUCAUAGCCAUCUGUUUGACCAUUGGAGCAGUACUCAGAUGAAAAAUGGUGCAUUUUCUUCGGUUUUUUUUUGUUUCUUUUUUUUUAUUUGUAUUAAAAACCUGGUGCUGAAUAACUACAUUUUAAAGGUGCUACCAACAUGGACUGCAGAGUCCACUUUAUGGCUUUUUAAGAGCAUGGCCUUCAAGUUAACUGCGAGAGUCUGCAACCCAGACCCUUGCAGACUUAAAAUGGUGGAAAGCUAGCACCUCAGAUCCACACAGUUUACAGCAAAACUCAACUCUCAAUGGUGCCAUUUUAAGUUUCCGAUCUGCACAAAAAAACAGCAGUUACUCUCUUGUUCAGUAAAUGUUAAUUCUAUCAGUUUUAGCAUACAGUAUUUUUUAUUUUUUACAAUGGAUCAAUCUGCACUAGGAUUUUUCUUUUCUGUUGUCUGAGAAGAUGAAACUGGCAGAUGACAAAAUGCAUCUUUUUGACAGACACAGGAGCACAAAUGUACUUCUGCUAAUGGAAUUUUUGGGGAAAAAAAAUAUAUAGAACGUGAUUGCUGUGUUGUAAAUUCCUGUCAUUUAUAUGUCUUAAUCUGUGUGUAUUUUUUGUUGUUAUUGUAGAAUUGGCUGUAAUAUUUUGUUUAAAAAUGGAUUUGAUAUUCCAAUGAAGUGACUAUGGUUGUCAUAUAAAUUGCUGCUGAUUUUUGAAAAUUGUUAACAAAGGUGUUGGGAAAUAUUGCUUUGUUUAUAUUCAAUCAAUUUCUAGAUUGUGUUAGUUUGUUGGUGUAUUUCACAAAUCUAUCAGGAUACUCCCUAGGCUAUAUGAUUUUUCCGGGGUAUUCCAAAAGUUGGCACAAUGUCAGUGGUCAAAUUUGCUACAAUCUGUAGCAUCUUUACGAAAGUGUAUUCAUACAACUUAUGUGGUGACUGAAAACAUAAGGAAUGAUUCCUUUGUUGUUGUUUAAUAUAAAAUGUAAGAAAAUUGUUUAAUGGAAUCCCCGUUCUUUUAAAAAAG